Oxyura jamaicensis (ruddy duck) is the source of this 3462-nucleotide messenger RNA. RefSeq names its product genetic suppressor element 1-like. NCBI's taxonomy places the organism in Eukaryota, Metazoa, Chordata, Aves, Anseriformes, Anatidae. The record is from RefSeq and is a predicted model, not a curated record.
CAAGAAGCGGGGUCGCGAGGCAGCAGCAGCAGCAGCAGCCGUGAGCGCCUCAUUUCCGAGCCCCCCCUGGCGCAGGAGAAGGCGGGGGGCCCCUCGGUCCCCUCGCACCUCCUGGGGACGCCGUACUCCUUCGGGCUGCCCCCCAGCUCCGUGGUCCAGGACUCCCGCUUCCCACCGCUCAACCUGCAGCGCCCCGUCCACCACGUGGUGCCCCCCAGCGCCGUCACCGAGGACUACCUGCGCAGCUUUCGGCCCUACCACACCGCCGAGGACCUCCGCAUGUCCUCCCUGCCCCCCCUCGGCCUCGACCCGGCCACGGCGGCCGCCUACUACCACCCCAGCUACCUGACCCACCACCCCUUCCCGCACCCUGCCUUCAGGAUGGACGACUCGUACUGCCUGUCGGCGCUGCGCUCCCCCUUCUACCCGCUGCCGGCGCCGGGCUCGCUGCCCCCCCUGCACCCGUCGGCCAUGCACCUGCACCUCUCGGGCGUGCGGUACCCCGGCGAGCUGUCGCACUCCUCGCUCUCGGCGCUGCAGUCGGAGCGCAUCUCCAGCCUCGCCGCCGAGAGGCUGCAGAUGGACGAAGAGCUGCGGCAGAGGGAGAGGGAGCGCGAGAGGGAGAGGGAGAAGGAACGGGAGCGGGAAGCCGACCGGGAGCGGGAGAAGGAGCGCGAACGGGAGCGGGAGCGCGAGAAGGAGCUGGAGAGGGAGCGCGAGAAGGAGCGGGAGCGGGAGCUGGAGAGGCAGAGGGAGCGCGCCCGCGAGAAGGAGCUGAGCAUGGUGAAGGCCAUGGAGAGCCCCUUCCUGCCCAUGGCCGAGCUGCACGGGCUGCGGGGCCACCCGGCCGAGGAGCGGGGCAAGUCUUCGGAGCCGCUGGCACCCGGCAGAGCAGAGAAACUCAAGGACUCGGUGCUGGCCACGCCGAAGCCCAUCCAGCACCCGCUGCACCAGCCGCCGGCCUCGCACCACCCCGUGCCCAGCCUCAUCCCCAACCACAACGUGUUCCCCCUGCCCGGCAGCAGCGCGGCCACGGCGCUGCUCAUCCACCGCACCAACGAGGAGGAGAAGUGGCUGGCGCGGCAGCGCCGGCUGCGCCAGGAGAAGGAGGACCGCCAGUCCCAGGUCUCCGAGUUUCGGCAGCAGGUGCUGGAGCAGCACCUCGACAUGGGGCGCACCCCGAGCCAGCCCGAGCCCGAGCACCGCCCGGAGAACCCCAGGUCAGGACCAAGCCGCCACGAGCCGAGCGUCCGGGAGCCGGGGCAGCACUUCGGCGGCCCGCCGCCGCUCAUCUCCCCCAAACCCCAGCACCACCCCAUCACCACGUCCCUCUGGAACCCCGUCUCCCUGAUGGAGAGCCCCCCCCGACCCUCCCGGCGCCUCCCCGAGCCCCACGCCCUCCACGGCCACCCGGCCCCCUUCGAGCCCAGCCGCCAGGGCAUCCCCCUGGUGAAGGUGGAGCGGGUCUUCUGCCCCGAGAAGCUGGAGGACGGGGCGAGGAAAAGGGAGGCGCUGGAGAAAGACCCCCCGCCGCGGGAGCCCGGCGCCCCCGAGCACGGGGGCUUCGCCCACGCUCCCUUCCUGGCCGAGCUGGAGAAAUCCACGCAGAGCAUCCUCAGCCAGCAGAGACCCCCGUUAGCCCCAGCCGCCCCCUUCGGCGAGGCCGCCAAGCCCAGCUCGCCCUACAGAGCCCCCCCGCCCCGCGCCCAGGACCCCAUGUACAUCUACGACGAGUUCGUGCAGCAGCACCGCAGGCUGGUCAGCAAGCUCGACCUGGAGGAGCGCCGGCGGAGGGAAGCCCGGGAGAAAGGUUACUACUACGACCUGGACGACUCCUGCGACGACAGCGACGAGGAGGAGGUGCGGGCACAUCUCCGGUGCGUGGCCGAGCAGCCCCCGCUGAAGCUGGACACGUCCUCCGAGAAGCUGGAGUUCCUGCAGCUCUUCGGCCUCACCACGCAGCAGCAGAAGGAGGAGUUGCUGAGCCAGAAGCGGCGCAAGCGCCGGCGGAUGCUGCGGGAGAGGAGCCCCUCGCCGCCCACGGUGCAGAACAAGCGCCGCACGCCCUCACCGCGCCUCCCGCUCUCCACCCGCUACAGCCCCGACGAGAUGAACAACAGCCCCAACUUCGAGGAGAAGAAGCGGUUCCUCACCAUCUUCAACCUCACGCACAUCAGCGCCGACAAGAGGAAAGACAAGGAGAAGCUGGUGGAGAUGCUGCAGGCCAUGAAGCAGAAGACCACGCCGGGCGCCGUGGUGGUGAAGAGCUCGCCGCGGGACAGCCCCAGCGGCCCCGCCGUCGAGCCGUCGGUGCAGCCGCUGCUGCUGGACCCGGAUAAACCCGUGGGCAUCGCCGGCGCCGUGCCCGAGAAGCCGGUGGAUUCGGGGCGCUUGGAGCAGCUGCGAGCCCCGGAGCUCCCCAGGGCCAAGGAGCCGGCCGCCGUGCCCGCCGAGAAGCCCCGGCUGAGCGACGGGCACCCCGGGAAGAAGGCGCUGAGCAUCCUCAGCUACGUCCGGGGCCCCCUGCCCAAGGACAUCCCGGUGCCGCUGUCCCACAGCGUGAACGGCAAGAGCAAGCCCUGGGAGCCCUUCAUCGCCGAGGAGUUCGCCCACCAGUUCCACGAGUCGGUGCUGCAGUCCACCCAGAAGGCGCUGCAGAAACACAAAGGGGGGACGGCGGCGCUGACGGCGGAGCAGAACCACAAGCUGGACGCCUCCAUCCACUACAACAUCCCCGAGCUGCAGGCUUCCAGCCGCCUGGCCCCGCACAACGGCACGGCCGAGGGGCCCCUGCCCCACCGGGCGCUCGCCCCACUGCCGCGGGACUCGGCCUCCGAGGAAGAGGAGGAGGAAGAAGAGGAGGAGGAGGAGGAGGAGUGCCCCAGGCCCAAGUGGCAAGGGAUCGAGGCAAUUUUUGAGGCUUACCAGGAACAUAUAGAAGAACAAAACCUGGAGCGCCAAGUGCUGCAGACCCAGUGCCGGCGGCUGGAGGCGCAGCACUACAGCCUGAGCCUGACGGCCGAGCAGCUUUCGCACAGCAUGGCGGAGCUGCGGUCCCAGAAGCAGAAGAUGGUGUCGGAGCGCGAGCGGCUGCAAGCCGAGCUGGAUCACCUGCGGAAGUGCCUUGCCUUGCCCGCCAUGCAGUGGUCUCGGGGUUAUUUCAAGGGGUACCCCAGGUGACGCUCCUCGGGCUCGGCCGAACACAUAGUCUAGAAAUAAUAAUCUAUUUUAUUACCUUGAAUAUUUAAUAUUUUUCACUGGGAGGUUUGAAGCUAAAAAAUAAAAAAUAAACGUUAAAAAAAAAUAAUAAUAAUUAAAUUUAAAACGGAGAAUGUGCCAUGCAUGGAAGCAAAAGGAAGGCGGGAGCCGGGCGCUGACCCCGUCCCCCAGGGCAGCGCGCUGCGGCCCCCCCCCCCACACCCCCCACCACUUUAUAUAGCUCAUUUUUUAUUGUUAUUAUUA